Anopheles stephensi (Asian malaria mosquito) is the source of this 6587-nucleotide messenger RNA. RefSeq names its product protein distal antenna (gene dan). The coding region runs from base 1798 to 4845 and encodes 1015 amino acids. NCBI's taxonomy places the organism in Eukaryota, Metazoa, Arthropoda, Insecta, Diptera, Culicidae. The record is from RefSeq and is a predicted model, not a curated record. Gene Ontology annotation, molecular function: DNA binding. The transcript is spliced from 2 exons.
UGGCACGCCAAUUUCAAUUUUAUUUUACGCGUGCGAGGCGAACGGUGUGUAUUCUUCGCGCUCCGCUGCUGCUAAAAACGCGCCACAAAAACACUCUGCCGCUGGUGGGGCUAUUGCAUCCUGCUCGGGACAGUUUGGUGUAUCGAAAGUCCCGUGAAACGCAGUACGUGAAAAGUAAUCCAGCGAAAAUUAAAUGCCACCUGUGGUGACACUGCAUUUGUCGCUAAUCGUAAUUUGGUGGCGAAAUAAAUCGAAAAAUCCGUGUGACUUGCCGUGUGAAAAACAGAAUAGUACAUGCAAUCAAGUGAACGUGUAGCAAGGCAAAUAAGUGAAAAAGGAAUCCUAUUGCAUAAAAGGCAAUUCUUUUGUGGAUUUACAAAUAAAAAGCCGAGUGAGCCGCGAUGUAAAAGGCAUCAAGUAAAACUCACAUAAGACACAGUGACGACGUUGUCAAAAAACCGCGCAUACACACACACACCCCCAAGAAAGCAAUAAUGCACCCGCGUUUUUCGUUAUCGGCGUUCUUCUUGUGUCCGAGCGCGAUCUCGUCUUCUUGUUCAUUAUGGGCGCUUUAGUGUGAAGCAGUCAGUACGACCGAUCUGCAACUUGUGUACUGUGGUGGUGUGACCCGCAUGGCGAACGUUCGCUAUCCAACCGGCGAAACUCAUUCCAACAUCAGCAGCGAGGAUCCAACACAAUACAUGCUCAACACCGCCCGUUGGGAAUAGCUUAUGAGCGUCAUUUUCUUCCUGUCCAAAACUUUUCAUCAAACCGAAACGUCACAAACGGUUGGACGCAUAAUAGCAUGAGUGCGAAUGUAUUGUCCGCAUGUCCAUCAUCACAGGGUUCGAUAGCACAAACGAACGCGUACUCCUGCCGUGUGUUGUAUGAUUAGAUACGCGCGCGUACCCGGCACCAACUGUGUGUAGAAGUGGUAGUGUAAGUGUCAUAUGUUCGGCGAUCUUUCUUGCCUCCAAAAGGUGCGUUCUGCUGCUUGAGUAUAUGGGUGACUUUCGCGGUGUAAAUGAGGAUCGCGCGCCGUGUGAACGCAAUGCGAUAGAUUACGCCCGGAGCGAAGUGAAUGCGUGUGGGUAGGAUUGUUCCUGCGAACGGACUGAAGAUACUACACACAGCUCAGCUGUAAAGUGAGUUCAACAGUGUUUCGUACUGUGAGCUGUGACUACAGUUGUGGAAUAAGUCCUACUAGUGUCCAGCAAAAGUGUUCAUCAAGGAAGUCCUGAGGAGUUUUAGCAGUGUUUAACGUGCGUGCGGGUGUGUGUACUUGCCGGAGCGCAAUGUUAAGCGGUCCUGAAGCAUGCAAGUAGCGUGUUAGUAGCAAAGCAACUAAUAUAAGAAGAAGUGAUCAAGUAAUUGUACGCGCGAAUCGCUUUUGUGAUCGCCCGUCUUUGCGUGUGUGUGGUGUGCGUGUAAGUUAAGUUCUGAACCGACCCGUGCCGGGGUCAGUAUCGGCCAGGAACGGUGGAGGUAACUAGCGCCACCGGCAGUGUCCACGGGCUGCAGCACGAGGGUGCCGGCUUCGUACUGGCCCGUAACCGCCAGCCGCCGCCACAUCCCCCUCAUCAUCACCGGCAAAGGCAACGCCACCGUCUGCAGCAGCCCGACGACCAGCGGCAACUCACCGCGACGACGCUCACCAGCAGCAGCAACACUUCCUCCACCUCCCUGGCAACCGAAAGGUUAAUUACGUUCGGUAAAAUUAGGAGAUUCCGGGAAACGAGUGCCGCCUCACCAUCGUCGAGGACGUCGCCGGCAACGCCAAGUGCACAAUCGCUUCUGAUGAUGAUGAUGGCAACAGCGACGAAGGGCAAACGCCCGCUCCGUCACCUCACGGCGACGGAUAAAAUCGACGCUAUCCAGCGGAUCCACGAUGGCGAGUCGAAGGCGUCGGUGGCGCGGGACAUCGGCGUACCGGAGUCGACGCUACGUGGCUGGUGCAAGAACGAAGAGAAGCUACGCUACAUGUCACGCCAGUCGGUGGAAAACGCGGAAAAGCUCAGCAACGAAGCGACGGCAGCCGCCCUAACAGCGGCCGCUGCUGCCGAGCUGUUCAGUGGACCGCCCGAGAAGCGGCUGAAGCUCGAAUCGGCCAUGUUCGGUGGGAAUGGCAAGCUCAAGUACGACGACAGCUUCUACAAGGUAGCGGCCGCAGCUCGUGGAUCUCUGAACGGGCUCGAUCUGUCCGGCGGAGGAGGCGGUGCUGGCGGUGGUGUCGACAAAAAUGGACCACUCGGUGUGUCCGGUGGGGAUAUUAUCAUGAACGGGUUGGCCGGUGCAUCGGCAGCUGACUUCAGUCAAUUUGCAAAGACAGCGGCCGAAAUUUCGGCCCUCAGCAAAUCGAAGGCGUACGGUGCGGAUCUCAGCAAACACCAUCACCACGGCGGAGAUCCAACCAAGUCCGAUCAUCACCUGUCGAUGGCGGCCAUCAGUCCGCUAACGAGCCUCAGCCACCUGUCGGGCAUGUCCGGGUUGGGCCAGAGUCCGCUGGCACUAAGCUUCAACGAUAUCGCUACCAAUCUGAACCUGAUCGCACAGCUCAACAACAACCACAACCUGGCGACUAUGUCCAGUUUGGCCGGUGGGCUUAAUACGGCGGCAGCUGCUGCUGCUGCCGCACAGUCCCUGCGUAACGUUCGUCCCAAGGGUUCCGGAAGCUCGGCGGCAAAUAACAACGGUUCCGGCGUAGGUGCAGGAACCGGUCGGGGUAGCAACCUGCAGGACAAUGGCAAUGGUGCUGGAGGAGGAGUUGGAGGAGGCGGAGGAGCAGGUGGCGGCUCAGGACCCGGAAACAAUACGGACAAGUCGGUGUCGUCGUCGGGUGGCAAUUCGACCGUACCUUCACUCACGGUGCGCAAUCUGGCCAAGCUACAGCAGCAGAAAAGCUCGUCCGGCGAGCUCCUCGGUAACGGUAUGCUUCACCAACAGUCUCACGCUGCUGGGCUAUCUAAUCUGUCUGAGCAGUAUAGAAAAUCCAGUAACCAAUCUAGCAAUCCCGCCACUAGUACACCCACUACAACCACUACCAAUGCUUCCGUAGGUCGUGACUCGAAUGCCGCCCCCGUCGACGAUGCGCUCUGGUACUGGCUCAAGUCGCAGCAGGCGAUGCUCGGACUGAACAAUCUCUACACGGCGUUACCCCGCGCAGCCAGCCACAGUCCGCCGACGCCGCCACCUCCGAUGGGUCUCACAUCCGUAACGGUCGGUGCUGGAUCCCCGAAUCACGCCCAGACUACGCUUCCUCCGACAGCACACACUCCGCAUACACCGCCACCGCCGCUUGUUGGUCCACCGCUCGUCAGCACCCCGCAACCCACGCCACCCUCAUCGGCCCCGUCGCUUACCCCCGAAGACACUAAGAACUCGUCCUGGUUCUGGCAGUGGUACAAAACGUUCGGCGCUUCACUAAUGCCUGGUGGAACCGCUGGAGGUGCUGGACCGGGAACGCCCGCAUCGGACAGUAAACAACAUCUGCGCGAACAACAGCAGCAGCAGGCCGCCCAGCAAGCAGCAAUCGCAGCUGCUUUACAUCACCACAACAACAACAACUCGCUAAGCCAGCAGAACCAGAACAACAGCCCUGCGGGGCAGAAAGGUAAUGGUGGUGGAGCAGCAGCAACCGCAGCGUCCCUGACGGCGGCCUACGAAAACAUCCUGUACUCGCAGCUGACCAAGGGUUCGUCGGCAAACGCAGUCGACACUCUGAACAACAAUCAUCAUCACCAUAUGAACCAUCAUCUGAGCGCUCAUCUGAAGAACGAACCUAUGGAUCUCAAUAUGAGCGGUACAAACGAUGGUGAUUCGAAGCCGGAGGAUCUGUCGAACCAUCACACCACCAUUGGAAAGGAUCGGAUGGGCGCAAUCGGUAAUGGUGGAGAUGAGCGGCGUUCCCGAUACCACCACAACUCUCCCAGCCGACCUUCAUCCGCCUCAUCGGUGGCUUCUUCGUCGAUGAGUGCUCACGGAUCACGGGACGGUGCGGAACAUAUGAUGCCACCGACGCUGGCACGCGCUUCUGAAGAUCGGGAAGACGAUGAAGUAGCGGCUCUUGAUGAUGCUGAAGAGCGCAAACUAAGCUCAUCCACUACUGUCGUGGAAGCCACAUCCACCGACGGUGCGGACACUAGCGGUCUUAAAGAGAACGACGGUGAGGAGGAAGAUCGGGAGGAUCGUAACGAGAGCGGCUCGCGUGUGAAUGAGGAUGAUGAGGGUGUUGUUCAGGCCGAUCAGGAACAGAUGCCAGAGAAGGACAGAAAGCAUCGCUCGGGUGCUUUGAAACGUCGCCGGUGUUCGUCGGCAGAGCUCGUCGAGGCAAAGGAAGCGCUGGACAACAUUCUGUUCAGUGGUAACAGCAAUGACCGUUGCUCGACUGUUAGUAGCGUAGCUGCAUCGCCACCACCGCCGCUACUGUCAAUGGUUGUGCGUGGACGAUCCGCCAGUCCGAUUGGUACGACGAUCGGUGAACACAACGGAGCUGAUGGAUUGCUGCAUCUCGAUGGCAAGGGCGACACAACCGGGGAUGAAGCUAAGAGUGAAACAUCGGAAGACUCAAACCACCUCCAGCGCCAAUCAACGCUUACGCCGGUGACGUCCGUGGCCGUGGCAGACAUCCGCAACUCUGCCGAAGCAGUGGAACACGGUGAGAAGUUCCUAAAGUGGCUCGAAGCCUGCAGCGACCCGAAUGUGACCGCGAUGCAGGUGAUGCAGUUCAAGUACCUGCUCAACAGCAUCAAGCUGAGCGCCGAACGGCAACUGCAAACUGCCACGGCAGCCAGUGCUUUGGCCGGUAGCGGUCCCGAAGAACGCACUCGUAUCCGGAAGCGCAAGUAAAAAGGUAGCUACGAAGGAUCCGUUCGUACUUAGCGUAAUUGUACAUAGUGAGUGAGGUAUGGCAUCGUUUGUCCAGCCGACGAGCAUACUGGAUGGUGUUGUUUGUUUUCGAUUCAAUUCGAACGGCACGGUGGGUUUAUAGUGUCCCCAAAAAGUCGAGUGAGUCGGAGUUGUAAAGUGGAAGGCAUGAUGUCACUGCGCCCUAUAAUGUAAGACGGUCUAUACAAAUUAAGUAGUUGAAUUUUUUCAUUUCUAUACAUUCCCCAAGAAACGAACAAACCCCGUCUUGGCUUAAAGAUGUUUUGAUUUUUCGUUGAUUUUCUGAACCUUUUGUACAAGUAGCACUUAGAAUGCAUUCCUAGCUGCAAAAUUGAUCUUCCGUUUCCACUUUCAUUCCCAAUUCUCUUUAUUUGCUAGUUGAUCCGUUAUAUCUUGUUAAUAAGUUUGUAAAUAGCGUUCGAUAAUAGGAGCACAAACGAAAUGGGAAAUUCGAACUAAAUACAAAAAAGAAACUGGCCAAAGCAAACCACUCUGUAGGGUUGGAUAUUGUUAGAUGCACUUUCGGAGAAUGAAUGUGAAGCUGUGGGACAUGGGUUUAUCGUCCCCUUACCCAACCGAUAGAUCAAGAUGAAGAUGCCAAAUGUACAACCUUCUUAGAAUGCACAUUAACUUAUGUAAUUUAUCUGAAAGGCCGAUGAUGGAUGCGGUGGAAAGGAAGCUAACAGAAGAGGCGCGAGAGCAUUAAGCACCACCAGCGUAUCAAUUAAAGUUAGUGGUGAAAACUGGGCCCCUUUUCUGUAUUUAAGUUUACAUGCAAGAGAUCUCGUACAGUAUGACGGUUUAUCGCUGUUUCUUCCCCUCUCAGAUAAUCUGGAGAUCCUUACGCUCCUGCGCACUGAAUGGAUGUUCUUAUGUAUAUUUUUUGCUCAAGCAUCAACAUGAAAUCGUAACCUAAGCAAACAUAUUCCAAUCUCUAAACGGUAGUAAAGAAAAAGGCGAUUAAAAACAAUGGAGGUGCGCAUCAUUCCUCACACUAGUGAAAUGAGUAUGUCAAAGAUUGGGAAAACGCAGCACAAACUAGCCACGAUGAACUAAAAAACACACACCCAAACUGGUGAUCCGAUAUUUAGAAAAGGUCUCGGAUCAAUCCAAUUCCUGUGACAAAAUUCCAUUCUCGUGUAAGUAAAAGUUCAGGCCGCCGAAAGAGGGAGCAAACCGAAUGUGAGGGGAAUAAGCGGAAAACGGGAGUCAAAACCAGCGCUAAACAAAUUAAGAGGAAAAAGAUAUAUAAUUAUAUAUAUACACACAAAAACACACAAUUCUAUAUAUAUAUACAUAAAUUUAGGCGAAAACAAAAAGACGAUUUAGGCAGCGCGGACAAACAAAUGUCAUUGUGAUUUUUUGGACUAUUUCCUAAUAAACGAAAAAUUCCUCUAGGCGAAGAAGAAGAAGAAAUUAGGGAAAAAUAAUGCGUAAUGGCGCGUUAGUGUGUUAGCGAGCAGUAGCAUUAGGAUAACAAUUAGCCUGCGAUUAGAUGCGAACGAUGAUGGGGGCGAGUGGCGUGUAAAAGAAAAUCUUUGCAAAAGACACAAAAAAAGAAGAACAAAAACACUGAUAUUCCUAUGUAUAAACAAAACGGUGAACUAAUGUAAAAUUUGAACUCUAUCACUAAAAGAAAAUGUUGAACAUACAUAAAUGAAAUUUGCGAAUACACACACACACUACAUUAACAAAACUGGAAA